Messenger RNA from Oppiella nova, 872 nucleotides. Lineage: Eukaryota; Metazoa; Arthropoda; Arachnida; Sarcoptiformes; Oppiidae. The record is from the annotation of a GenBank genome assembly.
CAGUGAGUGAGACAGUGUUCACAGUGAGCAGUGACUGGCAGGCAGUGAGUGACUGAAACGCUUAUCCAUUGGACGCAUACACUGUGUAUCGCAUAGUCUCUCGCAUAGCCUUCCCAUAGACUGAGGCAUACAUUGAGUGCUUGUAUUGUAUUUCACAUUACAUUGAGUGCUAUAUUGAAGCGAUUGACUGAUUGGUGAGUCGACCGCCGAUUCAGACCAACUGAACCACACAUUCAUGAAAUGACAGACCAGUCGACUCUUCUGCUCAGAAAACAACUCAAUGACCUCAAGAAGAAUCCGGUGGAGGGCUUCUCAGCGGGUCUGGUGGACGACGACGACAUCUACAUCUGGGAAGUGCUGAUCAUCGGUCCGCCCGACACUCUGUAUGAGGGCGGGUUCUUCAAAGCGCACCUAAACUUUCCCAAAGACUACCCGUUAAGACCUCCAAAAAUGAAGUUCGUGACAGAGAUCUGGCACCCGAACAUCGACAAGAACGGUGAGGUCUGUAUAUCCAUUCUUCACGAGCCGGGAGACGACAAAUACGGCUACGAGAAGGCGUCCGAGCGUUGGCUACCCGUGCAUACCGUCGAGACGAUCCUCAUAUCUGUUAUAUCGAUGUUAGCCGACCCUAACGAUGAGUCCCCGGCCAAUGUGGACGCGGCGAAGGAAUGGAGAGAAAGCUUCUUAAACUUCAAGCGAAAAGUGGCUCAAUGUGUCCGAAAGAGUCAAGAAAUUUAAUAAUUACUUUUAUACGGGUGAGACACUAACCCCCACGCCCUCCUCCCCCUCUACCCCCUACAACACUACUCUCUAAGUGUUCAAUACUUCGACUCUUCUUUUGAUAAUAACUAUAAAAUUGAAUUCAAAUUUAU